GCCAGGUCUUUCGUGCGUGACAUUGGAGAUCGUUGCCCAGCAUGGGGCGUGUCCGCACGAAGACAGUCAAGAAGGCGUCCCGCGUCCUCGUGGAGAAGUACUAUGGCCGUCUGACUCUGGACUUUGACACCAACAAGAGGGUGGCAGAGGAUGUUGCCACAAUACAGACAAAGAGGCUUCGGAACAAGAUUGCGGGCUUCACCACGCAUCUGAUGAAGCGCAUCCAGCGUGGACCUGUGCGUGGCAUCUCCCUCAAGCUGCAGGAGGAGGAGCGUGAGAGGCGCAUGGACUACGUGCCCGAGGAGUCAGCAGUGAACACCGAGUCCAUUGAGGUGGACGCCGACACAUACGACAUGCUCAGGAGCUUGAACAUGGCCAACCUUCCAGGUGUCAAGCAGCAGCAGGUGCAGACCGGGAACCAGGGGAUCCCAGGCGCAAACUAUGGCGGCGACCGCGGCGGCUACAAUCGUGACAACAGGCCACGCGGCGACCGCCCGCCACGCCAGUGAGAUAUGCUGCGUUGCAGUGUUCGCUGGAGGCUCAGGGCAUAAGCUUGGGGGUUGUCAUUCAGUAGGUCUGUGUUCGAGUGCAGUGUAUGGGCAGGAACAUGAGUCUAGCUUGCGGUGGCAACUUGCUGUGCAGCGUCAUGCCAUGUAGCACCUGAAGUUUUUGUAUCUUCAAACUGCUGAGUGUCUGACACUGGCAGACGUGGGAUUACUGUAAGCACGUACCGUACUGGGGCAGCC
This is a messenger RNA of Coccomyxa subellipsoidea C-169, 746 nucleotides long. RefSeq names its product ribosomal protein S17 component of cytosolic 80S ribosome and 40S small subunit. The transcript has 6 exons. Gene Ontology annotation, biological process: translation. Gene Ontology annotation, molecular function: structural constituent of ribosome. The coding region runs from base 42 to 509 and encodes 155 amino acids. Gene Ontology annotation, cellular component: ribosome. NCBI's taxonomy places the organism in Eukaryota, Viridiplantae, Chlorophyta, Trebouxiophyceae, Coccomyxaceae. The record is from RefSeq and is a predicted model, not a curated record.